AUGGAAGACCCCUUCAGCCCGAGCAGCCCGGCAGCCGUGCCCAACGUCUCCAGCGUCCCGGAGCCAGCAGGCGGCCUCAACCUCUCCGCCCCCGGGGGGCAGUGGCCGCUGCCCAGCCGGCGGGCGCGGGCGGCGUCGGCGGGCGCCGUCCUGCUGCUGGCGCUGGUGGGCAACUGCCUGGUGCUGCGCCGCCUCGGCUGCUGCGGCUGCUGCGGCCGGGGCCGGCGGCGGCGGCGCAAGAUGGACUUCCUCAUCGCCCACCUGGCGCUGGCCGACCUCUGUGGCUGCGGGCUGGCGCUGCUGCCGCGGCUGGCGGCCGAGCUGCGCGGGCCGGGCUGGCCGCCGGGGGCCGCCGCCUGCCGCCUGCUGCCGCUGCUGCAGGGCUGCGGGCCGCUGGCCUCGGCGCACGUCCUGGUGCUGCUGGCGCUGGAGCGGCACCACGUGGUGCGGCGCCCGGCGCGGCCGCCGCUGCCUGCGCGCGGCCUCGCCGCCCUGGGCUGGCUGCUGGCGCCGCUGCUGGCGCUGCCGCAGGCCUUCGUCUUCCGCCCGGCGCCGCGCCCCGGCGGGCCGCGCUGCCGCAGCAUCUUCGAGGAGCUGCCGCGCUGGCACGGCCUGGCCUACGCCGCCUACGGGGCCGCCACGGGCUUCGUGGCGCCCGCCUGCCUGCUCGGCUGGGCCUACGGCCGCAUCCUGCUCGCCGUGUGGGCCGCCCGCGGGCACAAGGCGGCGGCGGGGAGCGGGCGGCGCUACGCGGGGCCGCCGCCCGGGCUCGGCGGCUGCGGGAUGCCCCGCGCGCGGGCGCGGACGCUGCAGCUGACGCUGGUGCUGAUCGCGCUGUUCGCGCUGUGCCGCCUGCCGCGCUGCGCCAUGGAGCUCGGCCUCGCCUCGGCGCCCGCCCGGCCCGGCGCCCGCGGCGCGCGGGAGGCGCUGGCGGCACUCGGCAUCGUGGCGGCGGCCAACAGCGCCCUCAACCCCUUCGCCUACCUGCUCUUCCAGAGCCACCGGCCCUGGGCGCGCCGCCUCCAGCGAGGCCUCUGCGGCGCGGGGCCCGGCGGCGCCUGCUGCUGCCCUGGCCUCGAGGCAGAGCCGCGGCGCCGCGCCACCCACCGCGCCCCGCACCGGCCCCGCCGGCGCCCCCCCGCCGACGCCGCGCCCGCCGACCCCAGCGCCGCCAUCUCGGGGCCCCCCGACCCCGGCGCCGCCACCGCCGACGCCGCCAUCUCGGGGCCCGCCACCCCCGGGGCCGCCACCGCCGGAGCCGCCAUCUCUGGGCCCGCCACCCCCGGGGCCGCCAUCUCAGAGCCGGCCACCGCCGCGGCCGCCGUCUCGGGGCCCGCCACGCCGCCGCCGGGCGCCGCCGCCGAGAGCCGCUGCUAG
Messenger RNA from Dromaius novaehollandiae (emu), 1377 nucleotides. Its product is annotated as probable G-protein coupled receptor 150. NCBI's taxonomy places the organism in Eukaryota, Metazoa, Chordata, Aves, Casuariiformes, Dromaiidae. Bases 1 to 1377 code for a protein of 458 amino acids. Gene Ontology annotation, biological process: cellular response to hormone stimulus; G protein-coupled receptor signaling pathway. Gene Ontology annotation, cellular component: plasma membrane. The record is from RefSeq and is a predicted model, not a curated record. Gene Ontology annotation, molecular function: peptide binding; G protein-coupled receptor activity. The transcript has a single exon.